Molecule: messenger RNA, 1074 nt
Organism: Seminavis robusta
Lineage: Eukaryota; Bacillariophyta; Bacillariophyceae; Naviculales; Naviculaceae
Source: the annotation of a GenBank genome assembly
AUGGGUGAAACAGAGAUCAACAAGCGAGAUGCUGAAGCAGGAGGAAGUUCGGAACCUCCUGCCAAGGCGAGCAAAUCCGAAAAUGGAUCUUCAAACGGCAAAGCUUUGACGGCCCAAGAAUUGGCCAAGGAGUUCCCAUCCCUUGCCGAGCUAUUUGCAUCCCCAGCCCCCAUCCUGGCACUCUACUUUGCCAGUGCUUGGUGUCCUGAUUGCACGGGUGUUACUCCUGUUGUAGAUGAAGUGUUUUCCAAGAAACAACCAGCAGACAAGCUAUUUGACUUGGUCUAUGUGUCAUCUGAUAAUUCAGAAGAACAGCUCAAGGGAAACCUUCCCUCUGAGGGCUGGGGCUUUGUUCCUUUUGAUAAUGUGGAAGAAAGGUCCAAUCUGAAGCGUCACUUUGGGUCCUGUGCUGCCAAGGAGGUUUCCGUUUUGGAGAUGAAACCUGAGGAUCGCAAGUCAGGGAUUCCAACGUUGAUCCUUCUUGAGGCCAAGACAGGAAAAGUGUUGACCAGAGAUGGAGUGGAUGACAUUAUGGGAGUGGGAGGGACUGACACUGCCAUCAACAAGUGGAAAGGAUUACUUCCUGCCAAGGAUCUCACUGCGGAAGAAUUGGCCAAGCAAUUCCCAUCACUUUCCAAACCAAUCUCAUCCCCAGCUCCCAUCUUGGCACUCUACUUUGCCAGUGCAUGGUGUCCUGAUUGCACAGGUGUUACUCCUGUUGUAGAUGAAGCAUUUUCCAAGAAACAACCAGCUGACAAGCUGUUUGACUUGGUCUACGUGUCAUCUGAUAAUUCGGAAGAGCAACUCAAAGGAAACCUUCCCUCUGAGGGCUGGGGCUUUGUUCCUUUUGAGAACGUGGAAGAGAGGUCCAAUUUGAAGCGUCAUUUUGGGUCCUGCGCUGCCAAGGAAGUGUCCACUCUAAAUAUGAAACCAGAGGAUCGAAAGUCGGGAAUUCCAACGUUGAUCCUUCUUGAGGCCAAGACAGGCAAAGUGUUGACCAGGGAUGGAGUGGAUGACAUUAUGGGAGAGGGAGGCACUGAGGCUGCAAUCAACAAGUGGAAAGGAAUGAUCUGA